AUGUCCAAGACCCUCAUCCUGGAAACCACCCACCAGCACGAGGGCGAGCCUGCGCUCCUGGGCCAGAACCACGGCAGAGGUGACCACUCGGUGGCAGACUCCCGGGGAAAAGUGCUUCUCUACUGCCAUCUGGUGGCAUCCCAGAGGCACGACACCUCCCGCCUUCCCUCCCCUCCAGCCUUGAAGGCUGAACAUUCAGCUGCUUCAGCAAAGGUGCUGGAUCAGGUUUGGGGCUUUCUUGCUCAAGUUGGUGAACUUUCCAUUAAGUACUUGAAAGGAAAUGCAUAUUCCGCUUUUGCUGGGGGGCAGGGGGCGUGCUCUGUGGUGUCAGGGACUUUCAAGAUACAGCAGUGGGACAUACACAGACAAGAUUUCCUUGAAUCUGCUCCUGGCUUGGGAAUGUUUGUGACUGUUACAACUUACAAUGAUGAGGUAUUACUGUCCAAGUUAUAUGGCCCACAAGGAAGGUUCUACUUUACUUCACAUUCACCUGGCGAACACAUCAUUUGCUUGGAAUCUAAUUCUACGAGACUUGUGUCAUUUGGUGGGAGUAAGCUGCGGAUCCACUUAGAGAUUCGAGUUGGACAACAUGACCUUGAUGCAGCCAUUGCUCAAGCAAAGGACAAAGUUAAUGAAGUUAGCUUCAAGUUGGAACACCUAAUUGAGCAAAUUGAGCAAAUAGUCAAAGAACAAAACUAUCAAAGGGACCGUGAAGAAAAUUUUCGAAUGAUCAGUGAAGAUACAAAUGGCAAUGUUUUAUGGUGGGCUUUUGCACAAACAUUAAUCUUUAUCUCAAUUGGAAUUUUCCAAAUGAAAUACCUUAAAGACUUCUUUAUAGCUAAGAAACUCGUUUAAAAUGUUAAUAAAGGCAACUACCUGCUAAUCUGCAUAAUAUUUGAGUUAAUCAAUCAAAAUACAUCAUAACCAUGUAAUUUUAUGAUUUCAAAGAUGAUCAGAGAUUGAAAUUAAUUUUAUACUGGCAAAAUAUUACUUUAACUAUGUGGCCUUUGAGCUUGAUAGAAUAAGCUCAUCAUCUGGUUAUUUUAACUCUGUAUAUAGAUCAGCACUGUC
This is a messenger RNA of Mustela lutreola (European mink), 1071 nucleotides long. RefSeq names its product transmembrane emp24 domain-containing protein 11-like. Gene Ontology annotation, biological process: intracellular protein transport; endoplasmic reticulum to Golgi vesicle-mediated transport; Golgi organization. NCBI's taxonomy places the organism in Eukaryota, Metazoa, Chordata, Mammalia, Carnivora, Mustelidae. The record is from RefSeq and is a predicted model, not a curated record. Gene Ontology annotation, cellular component: endoplasmic reticulum; COPII-coated ER to Golgi transport vesicle; Golgi apparatus. The transcript is spliced from 7 exons. Bases 1 to 855 code for a protein of 284 amino acids.